Thecamonas trahens ATCC 50062 is the source of this 3822-nucleotide messenger RNA. RefSeq names its product multidrug resistance-associated protein Mrp2. Gene Ontology annotation, cellular component: membrane. Gene Ontology annotation, biological process: transmembrane transport. The coding region runs from base 1 to 3822 and encodes 1273 amino acids. The record is from RefSeq and is a predicted model, not a curated record. Lineage: Eukaryota; Apusomonadida; Apusomonadidae. The transcript is spliced from 2 exons. Gene Ontology annotation, molecular function: ATP binding; ATP hydrolysis activity; ABC-type transporter activity.
AUGAUCGACAUUCCGGGCAUCUACAUCGGAGCCAAGCCACUGCCGUGCAGAGGAUGGAGCGGGAGGCGCGGGCGUGGUGACGGAUAUGCCGCCGUGCCGCUCGGCGACAGCUCGGACGUCGAGGCAAGCGAGGACGGUGGACCUGGUGUCGCAUCUGCAAGUAGCGCAUCUCCGGACGCAUCGCUGGCGGGGUAUGCUCCCAAUCCCGAGAUGGGCGCCGGCAUUGUGUCGCGCAUGUUCUUCACCUACGUCAAUGCCAUGCUCGCCACAGGCUACCUCCGCCCGCUCGGCCUCGCCGACAUGUACCAGCUCAUGCCCGUCGACGACCCGACAGUGGCGUUCCGCAAGCUUCGGCGCGGAUGGCUCGCCCGCGGUUCCGAGUCGGUUAUCUGGGCACUUGCCCGCGGCUGGGGCUGGCUUCAUCUGGUCAACUGGAUCUUCCUUGCCAUCGCCACCGCCGCAGAGCUCGCUGGCCCGCUCUUCAUCCACGCCAUCCUCCGCUGCCUGGCGUCGUCGGCAACGUGCGGCUCGAGCGUGUGGAUCUACGUGGUGGCGCUCUCGGCUACGCAAAUCCUCCGAGUCUUGGCCAACGCUCGCUUCAGCUACUUUAUGAAGCGCUACUGCACCGCAGCAAAGUCGGCGCUCCAGGUCGACGUCUUUGACUCGCUGCUCGGGCUGACCGCCGCCGGCUGCGACGAGCUCGGCAAGGGCAAGAUCAUCAAUCUUGUCGGCGUCGACGCCGGCACCAUCCGCGAGUCGCUCUCGUCGGUUCACCUUGCGGUCAUCACGCCUGUUCAGCUCGCGCUUGGCUUCUAUCUUUUGUUCUCGUUCCUGGGCGUCUCGGUCCUUGCCGGCCUUGCCUCGCUCGUUGCCCUCCUCCCACUCAACCUCAUGCUUGCCCGCGGGCUGAAGCAGGUCGAGAAACGGGUCAUGGUCGCCAAGGACGCUCGCAACAAGGCCAUCGCCGACAUGCUCGGCGGCAUCAGAGUCGUCAAGCUCCUCGGGUGGGAGACCUUCUUCUCGCGCAAGAUCGGCGCGCUCCGCGCCACCGAGCAGGCAGCCAUUCAGAGACGCGGCGUCCUCCUCGGCCUCGGUCGACUGCUCAACGCCAUCAUUCCAUCGCUGGUCUCGGGUGUCACCUUUGCUGUCUACGUCGCCCGCGGCAACGUCAUGACGCCGGCCGCCACCUUUGCCUCACUCUCGCUCUUCUCCAUCCUGCAGGGCCCACUUGACUCGGUUGCCCGCGAGCUCCUCGCCGCGUACGCGACAGGCAAGGUUGCUGCUAGCCGGCUCUCGAACUUUGCCGGCGCCCCACAGCGCCACCUUCCGCCACUGGCAGCCGAUCCGCUCGCGCCACGGGAACAGCCGCUGGCCCUCUGCGGUACCUACGCCUGGGCGUCGGACGAUCCUUCGCCAGUCCUGUACGACCUCGACCUUGUCUUUCCGCCCAACUCGCUCACCCUGCUCAUGGGCCCGGUUGGCUGUGGCAAGUCGGCCAUUUUGCUGGCGCUGCUUGGUGAGCUUGAAGUCCUCUCGCCGGGAUCGCCGCAGUUUCCGGCCGGCUCACCGCGUCCAGCCAUCGCGUACGCUCCGCAACGGCCGUGGCUCCUCUCGGCCUCGCUCCGCGCCAACAUUGUUCUCGACGCCGAGUUUGACGCUCCGCGCUACGCGGCGGCGCUCACUGCUGCCGGCCUUGAACACGACCUCACCCUCUUGCCGGCAGGCGAUGCGACUGAGAUCGGCGAGAAGGGUGUCAACAUCUCUGGUGGCCAGAAGCAGCGGGUGGCGCUGGCUCGGGUUCUCUACUCGCGGGCGCCGAUUGUUCUCCUCGACGAUCCGCUGUCUGCAGUCGACCCGGAGCAAGCCGCCACCAUCUUUGAAGCCGCCAUCCGGCCGCUCGCCGAGCGCGCUGUAGUCGUCGUCGCCACCCACUCUCUUGCGUUUGAGCAAAUCCCCGGCCUACGGAUCUACCAUGUCGCGGCUGGCCGUGCCGAGUUGGCCUCGCCACGGACGCUUGCUGCGCAAGAGUCAAGCAACGAGCCUGCGGCUCUACCGGCUGGCACUCUUCCCGACGACAACCGAGAGCGCGCGCCCCACGACGCUGCCGCCGUCGCGGCCGGCGCCAAGCUCAAGGUCAAGGAAGACCGGGCAUCGGGCUCGGUUGUUGCCAAAGACUACCUGCAGUACGCGCGCGCGCUCGGGUGGACGGCUGUCGGCACUAUCGCGCUUGGGCUGGUCGCCAUGGAGGCGCUCGACGUGGGACGCAACAUGUGGCUCUCCAAGUGGACCCAUGCCGCCAGCGAGCGCGGUGGCGCAGACAACAGCAAGUACCUUGGCGGCUACUUUGGCCUGAUUGUGGCGUCGGGAGUAGCCACGGCACUCACCGCUACCCUCGUCUUCACCGCUUCGGCUGUUGCUGGCACCAAGUACCACGCUGCGGCGCUGGUGGGUGUGACGGCGUCGCCGCUGACGUUCUUUGACGCCACGCCGCUCGGACGGAUCCUCAACCGGUUUUCCAAGGAUGUGGCUGACAUGGACUCGGGCGUCUUGCCUGUGCUUGUGAGGGUCAUCAUGACGCUGCUCAAGGCCGGCGCGGUGGUCUGCGUCAUCGGCGCGGCCACACCGUGGUUCUUGCUCGCCGUCCCGUUCAUUGCGCUGACCUACUACCCAGUCUCGGUCGUAUAUCAACGAUCAAAGCGCGAGCUCCAGCGGACCGGUUCGAUCGUCACCUCGCCGCUCAUCGCCCACGUUGCUGGCGUUAUCGAAGGUCUAGCCUCAGUCCGGGCUUAUGGCCUUGAGGAAAGCUUUGCGGACAAGCACACCCGAAACGUCGAGGCGACGGCACGGGUGUGGAACGGUAAGGUCAACACCAACCGGUGGCUCCUGCUCCGGCUCUCGCUCCUCGGCGGCGGCGUGGUCUCGCUCUCGGGCUGCCUCGCGGUCUCGGCGGCGUCGCAGGGCACGAUCACGGCCGCGACCGCCGGCCUGGCUCUGCUAUAUGCCUCGCAGCUGACCGGUGCGCUCAUCCAGCUGUGCGCAGCGGUGACGAGGGUCGAGGUGCGGAUGAACGCGGUCGAGCGGCUCGGUCAUUACUUUGAUCUACCGAGCGAGGCUCGCGCCGUGGGUGGGCCGCAGAACGGGACAGCUGCGGCGCGAUGGCGUGUUGUAGACGCGCGGGCCAAGGUUGGAAUUUGCGGUGCCUCGGGUGCCGGCAAGUCGUCGCUCCUAGCGGCGCUGUUCCAAACCGUCCCGCUCGCAGGGGGCUCGAUUCGCAUCGACGGCGAUGACAUUCGCGAGGUGGGCUUGGUUGCGCUUCGGCGGAGCCUGGCCAUCAUUCCGCAGGACGCGCAACUGUUUCUCGGUACACUUGCGUUCAACAUGGAUCCGACGGGCACGACUCGUCCCGAGGCGAUGUGGCAGGCGCUUGAGGCGGUCGGCAUGGCCGAGGUUCUCCGCGAUAAGGCCUACGAGCUCGACGCUGAUGCCGACCCGCUUGACCUUGAGCUGAAGAACAAUCUGUCGUGCGGCGAGGCACAGCUUGUGUGCAUGGCGCGGGCGCUGGUCCGCGAUGCCCGGAUCAUUGUCAUCGACGAGGGCACCGCAUCGGUAGAUGCCGAGUCGGACGCGCGGAUUCAGCACGUCAUUCGCACGGCCUUUGCCGACCGCACGGUGCUCACCAUCGCGCAUCGGCUGGCAACACUCGCAGACUACGACCGGCUCCUGGUCAUGGUGGACGGCGAAGUUGCCGAGUACGACACGCCAGCAGCACUGCUGGCGGCGGAAGACUCGAUCUAUGGCCGACUCGUGGCCGCACAGACAUAG